GUACUCUCCUGGCAAAACUGCUGGCGAGUGUAGUCUUUCUGCAGAAAGUAAAAAUGGCCUUAUUCAGUAAGUUAAAUUUAUGUUCAAGUGCUAUUUCUUUACGACACCGGAAAACAAACAUUUCAAACACCAUGCUGAGAACUCAGUCCUUGUUUUGGGGAGGGAUGCACUUGGAAGAUUCGAGCUAAGGUACGAUCCUCCCUAGGUAUCCGCGGGUCAUUGUUUUCAGGACCCCCGCAGAUACCAACAUCCGCCAUGCUCCAGCCCCUUACAUUAUGUGGGGGUGCACGGUGGGUCCUUCCCAUCCGCAGGUUCGGCAUCCGUGGAUAGGGAGUGGAUACAGAGGGCGGACUAUACAGCUUGAAAGGCUUCCCUGGAAGCAAUAUGUAGAGUGGAUUGUGGAUGAGCAAGAACAGAAGCGGGGAGGCUUGUCCAGAGCAUACAGGGGAAGGAUGUACGGCCAAGGGAGGAAUCCCAGACGACCGCGAUACGUGACAUAUUUAUGUUUGCACGAAAAUAAAGUUUGGAAGAAAAGUGUUGGGGGAACAAGGGAUUCAUUUUCCCGGGGUAGUUGGAAUGCAAUGGGACGCCUCAGGCCGCUGGGACAGGCUGGCCUCCGCGCGGGGGCGCCCGAGCAGCCGAGCCGCCGGGCCUUCCGGCUGCCCCGCCGGAAGUGCUCUCCUGACCCGCCGCUGUGCAGCGCACCGCACCGCGGGAAGAUGGCGUUGGAGGUCGGCGAUAUGGAAGAUGGGCAGCUUUCCGACUCGGAUUCCGACAUGACGGUCGCACCUAGCGACAGGCCGCUGCAAUUGCCAAAAGUGCUAGGUGGCGACAGUGCUAUGAGGGCCUUCCAGAACACGGCAACUGCAUGUGCACCAGUAUCACAUUAUCGAGCUGUUGAAAGUGUGGAUUCAAGUGAAGAAAGUUUUUCUGAUUCAGAUGAUGAUAGCUGUCUUUGGAAACGCAAACGACAGAAAUGUUUUAACCCUCCUCCCAAACCAGAGCCUUUUCAGUUUGGCCAGAGCAGUCAGAAACCACCUGUUGCUGGAGGAAAGAAGAUUAACAACAUAUGGGGUGCUGUGCUGCAGGAACAGAAUCAAGAUGCAGUGGCCACUGAACUUGGUAUCUUGGGAAUGGAGGGCACUAUUGACAGAAGCAGACAAUCCGAGACCUACAAUUAUUUGCUUGCCAAGAAACUUAGGAAGGAAUCUCAAGAGCAUACAAAAGAUCUAGACAAGGAACUAGAUGAAUAUAUGCACGGUGGCAAAAAAAUGGGAUCAAAGGAAGAGGAAAAUGGGCAAGGUCAUCUCAAAAGGAAACGACCUGUCAAAGACAGGCUAGGGAACAGACCAGAAAUGAACUAUAAAGGUCGAUACGAGAUUACAGCGGAAGAUUCUCAAGAGAAAGUGGCUGAUGAAAUUUCAUUCAGGUUACAGGAACCAAAGAAAGACCUGAUAGCCCGAGUAGUGAGGAUUAUUGGUAACAAAAAGGCAAUUGAACUUCUGAUGGAAACCGCUGAAGUUGAACAAAAUGGUGGUCUCUUUAUAAUGAAUGGUAGUCGAAGAAGAACACCAGGUGGAGUUUUUCUGAAUCUCUUGAAAAACACUCCUAGUAUCAGCGAGGAACAAAUUAAGGACAUUUUCUACAUUGAAAACCAAAAGGAAUAUGAAAAUAAAAAAGCUGCUAGGAAGAGGAGAACACAAGUGUUGGGGAAAAAGAUGAAACAAGCUAUUAAAAGUCUAAAUUUUCAAGAAGAUGAUGAUACAUCACGAGAAACUUUUGCAAGUGACACAAAUGAGGCCUUGGCCUCUCUUGAUGAGUCACAGGAAGGACAUGCAGAAGCCAAGUUGGAGGCAGAGGAAGCCAUUGAAGUUGAUCAUUCUCAUGAUUUGGACAUCUUUUAAGUACAUUUUCAACAGUUUGAGGACUAAGCCUUUCUAAAAUAACAUUGUAAUAAACCAUUUUUACUGAGAUUGCAACGUUUUGCACUGAUAAACAUGAGUAUCUGGAGGAAAGACAAUUGUUUUCUUGUUUAAAAUAUGUGCGGAAAGGAAUGCAAUUGAUAGAACAUUUAAAGAUAUAUCUGACAAAAUACUUAAGAGUAUAUAGCACAGGAUUUAAUUUCUCAAUCUGUUGCAUGUGCUAAUUAUGAGUAUUACUAGUUGAUAAUCAGUUUUGUCUAGGUCAUAACAUACUAUUUGUAAGUUUGUUUGCUUUUUCAAGUUUAUCUUUGCAGUGAAUUAUGCUUUGGCUUUAAAACAUUCCACUAAAAUUAUAAUGGGACAUAUAAAUUAUUAAGCUGUUAGAAAUGCAUUCAAAUUUGUUUUUUCUGUGUUCUAAGAACUCAGGCAAUUUUAAGGAUAAAAACUAACAUUGGCCAGGCACGGUGGCUCACGCCUGUAAUCCCAACACUUUGGGAGACCAAGGCGGGCAGAUCACUUGAGGUCAGGAGUUUGAGACCAGCCAGGCCAACAUGGUGAAACUUUGUCUCUACUAAAAAUACAAAAACUAGCCAGGUGUGGUUCUCCAUGCCUGUAAUCCCAGCUACUCCGGAGGCUGAGGCAGGAGAAUCACCUGAACCCGGGAGGCAAAGGUUGCAGUGAGCUGUGAUCGUACCACUGUACUCCAGCCUGGGCGACAGAGCAAGACUCUGUCUCAAAAAACAAAAAAAAUACAAUUAAGAGGUGUAUACUGAUGAUUCUUCCCACUCAUUUGUUUGUCCAGAAGUAAAUAAAUGUCGGAAGUUUUCCAAGUAACUAUUUGUUUUUUGGGGGUUUUUUUUAGUUAGAGUCUUGAUCUGUCACCCAGGCUGGAGUACAGUGGCAGGAUCUCAGCUUACUGCAGCUUCCAUCUCCCAGGUUCAAGCGAUCAUGUGCCUAAGCCUCCUGAGUAGCUGGGAUCACAGGCGUGUACCACCACGCCCAGCUGAUUUUUGUAUUUUUAGUAAAGACUUUCGCCAUGUUGUCCAGGCUGGUCUCGAACUCCUGGCCUCAUGAUCUGCCCACCUCAGCCUCCCAAAGUGCUGGGAUCACAGGCGUGAGCCACCGAACCCAGCCUUAUUCUGCUUAAAUUUAACGUGUUCUUUGACUUCUUAAUUAACUUGGUCAUAUACUAAAUGUGAUCUACUCCUGUGGAUUACCACAUGCAUUAAAAAAAUUUUCAAGCUAGGCGUAGUGGCGCACACCUGCAAUCCCAACACUUUGGGAGGCCAAGAGAGGAAGAUUGCUUGAGCCCAGGAGUUUGAGACCAAUCUAGGCAAUGUAGUGAGACCCUGUCUCUAAUUUAAAAAAGAAAAAGAAAAAAACAUUCCCAGUGGCAGCCUGCCUAAGACUGUCUUACCUUAUGUCAAGGAAGUCAGGUAUUUAAAAUGUUACAUAUGCCGGCACAGUGGCUCAUGUGUGUAAUCCCAGCACUCUGGGAGGCUGAGACAGGUAGAUCAUUUGAGGUCAGGAGUUCAAAACCAACCUGGUCUACAUGGUGAAACCCCGUCUCAACUAAAAAUACAAAAAAUUAGCCGGGCGCGGUGGCUCACGCCCGUAAUCCCAGCACUUUGGGAGGUGGAGGCAGGUGGAUCACAAGGUCAAGAGAUCGAGACCAUCCUGGCCAACAUGGUGAAAACCCCGUCUCUAUUAAAAAUACAAAAAUUAGCUGGGCGUGGUGGCGCAUGCCUGUAGUCCCAGCUACUAGGGAGGCUGAGGCAGGAGAAUCACUUGAACCCAGGAGGCGGAGGUUGCAGUGAGCCAAGAUCGCGCCACUGCACUCCAGCCUGGCGACAGAGCGAGACUCCCUCUCAAAAAAAAAAAAAAAAUACAAAAAAUUAGCCGGGCAUUGUGGUGCAUGCCUGUAAUCUCAGCUAUUUGGGAGGCCGAGGCAGGAGAAUCACUUGAACCCAGGAGGCAGAGGUUGCAGUGAGUCGAGAUCGUGCCACUGCACUCCAGCCUGGGUGACAGAGCAAGACUUUGUCUCAAAAAUAAUAAUAAUAAAAUGUUACAUGUGCAUGAAGUUUUAAAUCACUCAUUUUUAUUAAUGAAGAAAAUAAAGGUAGUUUAGACAUUCCAAGAGUUAACUAUAGUUUACAAAAAUAUAUUAAGCAAAAAUAUGCUUGAUGUAUUAAGCAGAAAUGUUGUAUAUUAAGCAAAAAUGUAAAAUUCAGCAAUUAUAAACUGUUCCUUACAGACAAUGUACUUGAAGUCUUUUGGUAGUUCUGAGAAUGUGGUCAUUGAAGUUGGAUCUAAGAGGAAAGUGGUUAUCGGUUGCUUUUUAUUUAUAAAGGAUGCAAAAAUAAAAUUAGAUUUUUGGCAGUCCUUAA
Messenger RNA from Pan troglodytes (chimpanzee), 4309 nucleotides. RefSeq names its product phosphorylated adaptor for RNA export (gene PHAX). The transcript has 5 exons. NCBI's taxonomy places the organism in Eukaryota, Metazoa, Chordata, Mammalia, Primates, Hominidae. Gene Ontology annotation, cellular component: nucleus. The record is from RefSeq and is a predicted model, not a curated record. The coding region runs from base 276 to 1904 and encodes 542 amino acids. Gene Ontology annotation, biological process: snRNA export from nucleus.